Knipowitschia caucasica is the source of this 612-nucleotide messenger RNA. NCBI's taxonomy places the organism in Eukaryota, Metazoa, Chordata, Actinopteri, Gobiiformes, Gobiidae. The record is from the annotation of a GenBank genome assembly.
AUGGCGGGCGAGCCGAAGCCCUACAGGCCCAAGGCGGGAAACAAGCGGCCGCUGUCAGCUGUCUACAGUGGAUACGAGUUCGACUAUGAGUACUACAGAGACGACUUCUACAGCAGGCUGUUCGACUACCACGGCAGAGUGGCCCCUCCUCCCAGAGCGGUCAUUCCUCUGAAGCGCUCCCGGGUGCUGGCUCAAUCGUCCCGUCGUGGAAAGACCUCCUUCCCCCUCAAGACGUCCUCCUCAUCCUCCUCCUCCUCCUCCAGACCGCCCACGUCAUCUUCCUCUGGCCUCAAACCAGUGAAGUCGGAGCAGCUGCAGACCAUCAAACGUGAGCUGACUCAAAUCAAGACCAAGAUCGACUCCCUGCUGGGUCGCCUGGAGCGCAUCGAGAAGCAGCAGCGCGCAGACUGCGAAGCUCAGAGGAAGUACGAGGACAACUGCGACUCCCUGCACGAGGAGUCCGUAUCUGAGGCGGCCGAUAACUCCGGAGACGAGGGCGGCGAGGUCCUGGGCGGGGAGGGCGGCGACAUGAGCGACGGAGGGGUGGACGAUUACGACGAAGAGGGCUCUCACCGCCUGAUAGAGAACCACGUAUCGGACAUUGACAACUGA